Molecule: messenger RNA, 1203 nt
Organism: Coccidioides immitis RS
Lineage: Eukaryota; Fungi; Ascomycota; Eurotiomycetes; Onygenales; Onygenaceae
Product: F1F0 ATP synthase assembly protein Atp10
Exons: 2
Coding region: 26-985 (319 amino acids)
Biological process (GO): mitochondrial proton-transporting ATP synthase complex assembly
Cellular component (GO): mitochondrial inner membrane
Source: RefSeq, a predicted model, not a curated record
GGAAAAUUUUCCGAACCUCCCAACUAUGAGAAAUCGUCACACUAUCCUGCUUCAUAAAGCAUCAGCACUGCAAAGGCCGUGCUGUUCUUAUCAACAUCGGAAUCUCAACCUCGGUCAAGCGCCUCAUUGUAUUCCCCCCAAUGGAUCCUGGCGGAAGCAGGCGAGUACUAAGUCACCCGGAAUAUCAGAGGCAAGCAACUCUCAGAAGGAUGAUGCAAUUGGGCCGAAACCACUCAACCGCCCUCUAGGUUUACCAUACCCUCCUCAGGUUGGGCAAAACACAGGAGUUGAUAGUCGAACGCUUCGCCAGCGCAAAGCUGAGUUUAUGAAUCACGAAAAGCACAUGGAACGCCGCAUUCAACUUGUGAAGGAGUUUUCGAAACCGUAUUUUCGUGAAUGGACCGGGUUGCGCUACCAAGAAGGAAAAACUUUUCUAUCAAACCAGCGUAUCUUUAAAAGUGACAAAGCACUUUUCUUCCCAAACCUUUUUGGACGAACGCUAGAUCGGUUGAAUCCGUUACAGCAUACCACCCCAGUAUUUCGAGGGAAAAUCUCUAUUGUCAGUGUCUUCUCAAGUCUCUGGGCAGAACAGCAAGCUGCUUCUUUUGUUGGUAUAAAGCAGAACCCAACGUUGCAUCAGAUACUUCAAGGGUCGAAUGAACUUGUGCAGCAAGUACAAAUCAAUGUCGAGGAUAAUUGGUUAAAGGCUCUUCUUAUCAGGAGCUUCACGUCAAGACUGCGAAAGAAGUUACCUGAAGCACAACAUGGGAAGUACUUUCUAGUGACGAAAGGGUUUACAGAUCAAUUGAAGGAGCAAAUCGGGAUCAUAAACGGCAAGGUUGGAUACGUAUAUCUUUUGGAUGAAGUUUGCCGAAUUAGGUGGGCCGGCAACAGCGUUGCCACUCCACCUGAGAUGGAAUCUCUUAAUAAUGGUCUGCGAAGACUGGUUGAAGAAAAGCGGAGGAACAUGAGCAUAGGUCAAUGAAUUUGAAGCCUAGAUCUGCACUGUGGUCAAUCACUCCAACAGCAACCAAAAAUGUACGAGACACAUCGUGGGGCCGAUCAUGAGAAGUCUCUCCGGACGGUACACCGUACGUCGUGUCCAUUAGCGUCCCAAAUAAGCAAGGCUAUUGAUCAUCGUAUGUACAUAUAUACGACUAUAGCAUUUGUACGAGUGUUUCCUGAGUGAAAUCCUGCUCCUAA